CACACACGCGCGCGCGCGCACAUUUGCGCAGGUAUUUCAACCACAAGAUAAGGUUUUAAUGCGCCACAACGACAGGAGCGACAGGAAAGCCAACAGUUUUUCAUGUCUGGCCCUUAAAAGGACAGUUUGAGACAUUUAUUCAGCAAGUCGAAACCCUUCCUGAGAUAUCUGGGCUGCGUGGAGAGCCGGCUCGAGCAGAUGCGCCCCUCCGUCGCGGAUAUUCCACUGGGAGGAAGUCUGGGUGCAUGACGGAGUGAAGGCGACACUCUCCUGGAAAUUGUUCCGUCGCUGCCUGCGGGGAUUUACCUGUUGUUGUUGGGGAUUUAAAAACAUCAUCAGGCACCCUAAGAAUAAUGUUUAUUUUUUGGAAAAAACGCGUUUGGGAAGUUGACCAACACAAUCAAAGCGAUUUUUUGGACAAAAACGAGAGAAAACGUUCCAAAUGGCAAGACUGAGCGGGACCUGUAAGACCGGAGAAGAUCGUUCUAAAUAUUUUGGAGUCUCACGUUUUCUUUUUUGCCAAAUAGGAUUUUUUUUCUUCGCGGUGUGCUCAGUCAACGUGACCAUGCUGAAAAAAAGUCUUCCCAAAUUCCUUUGCGCAUUCGGUUUAAAGUGGAACUCUGAUUGUUGAUCAUCUUUCUGCUCCGAAACACCCGAGUCAUAAAAUAAAAGUUGGCUCAAGGAAAAUCCUGAUAUUUGGAUUUUAAUAUUAUUAUUAUAUUUUUUUUUAGCUCUAUGGAGAUGUGAGUUCGGUGCGUUCCAAAUUCACACCGAGGCUUCAACGCAGAACCCAAACAUUUCACCAAGAAAUCAGGAUUUGUACCGCAGUUGUGGCAGAAAUGUCUGCGCUUACACCGAUUCCAUAAGGUGGAUAGUGGUUCUCGAUGGUGCUCACCGGAGAAACCGGGGCUGUUCGGUUCAGCGGAUCCCGGACACACCUAUUUUAAUGCCAGGCAAGAUCUCAUCUGGGUUGCAAUGACGACCGAGGAGUGUCCUGUGCCACUGAUGAUCAUUUCCUCGGCAGUGCCAGGGCAGAACGAGGAGUACUGCUCGGCGCAGGCUGAUGACAUCAUUGAGGAAGUGGGGCCAGGUGAUGAUGCCAGCAUCGGCAGUGACCUCAGCACCCUUGUGGUGCCCUUCCCUGAGCUGGCCCCCGUGGUCUUCUUCUGCCUCAAGCAGACCACCUGUCCUCGAAACUGGUGCAUUCGCAUGGUUUCCAGCCCGUGGUUCGAGAGGAUCAGCAUCAUGGUGAUCCUGCUCAACUGUGUGACUCUGGGCAUGUACCAGCCGUGUGAGAACAUCGACUGCACCUCGGACCGCUGCCAGAUCCUGCAGGCCUUUGAUGCAUUUAUUUACAUCUUCUUUGCACUGGAGAUGGUGAUAAAGAUGGUGGCUCUUGGGAUCUUUGGUCGUCGCUGUUACCUAGGAGACACGUGGAACCGACUGGACUUUUUCAUCGUCAUGGCAGGGAUGGUAGAGUACUCACUUGAUCUACAGAACAUCAACCUGUCGGCCAUCCGAACUGUAAGAGUCCUUCGGCCCCUCAAAGCCAUCAACAGAGUCCCGAGCAUGCGGAUCCUGGUGAACCUGCUGCUUGACACUCUGCCCAUGCUGGGCAACGUGCUGCUGCUCUGCUUCUUCGUCUUCUUCAUUUUUGGCAUCAUCGGCGUGCAGUUGUGGGCGGGGCUUCUGAGAAACCGGUGCUACACGGAAGAGAACUUUACCAUCCCCUCCGGUAUGACCCUUCCAGCUCCGUACUACAGACCAGAGGAAGAUGAUGAGCGUCCCUUCAUCUGCUCCCUCGCUUCAGACAAUGGCAUCAUGUCAUGUUCUGACGUACCAGCAAGGCGUGAAGGAGGACGUGUCUGUUGUCUGGAUAAGGAAGAUGCUCUGCACAGACAGUCUUUGGGUCUGAGUCCUGAGAUGGUGGCCAACGGCAGCGGUGCUGGUGAAGCACUGGGUCUGUGCAUCAACUGGAACCAGUAUUACACUCGGUGCCACACUGGGAACAGUAACCCGCACAAAGGGGCCAUUAACUUUGACAACAUAGUCUAUGCCUGGAUAGUAAUUUUUCAGGUGAUUACUUUAGAAGGCUGGGUGGAGAUCAUGUAUUAUGUGAUGGAUGCACACUCCUUCUACAAUUUCAUCUACUUCAUCCUACUCAUUAUUAUUGGUUCAUUCUUCAUGAUCAACCUGUGCCUGGUGGUCAUCGCCACCCAGUUCUCAGAAACCAAGCAGCGAGAACACCAGCUGAUGCAGGAGCAAAGGGCACAGUGCCUGUCCUCCUCCACCUUGGCCAGCAUGACAGAGCCAGGAGAUUGUUAUGAGGAGCUCUUCCAGCUCGUCUGCCAUGUCCUUCGCAAGGCAAAGAGGAGAUCAGCGGCUCUCUACUACACUCUGAGGGGCAAGCCCCCACCGCCUACCGGAGGCCGAGGGAACAGGAGAGGAGGGGGGAAUGUGAACAGAGAGCAACAUCAUUACAGGCAUCCAAAAUCAAGCAAAUGUCCACAUCACAACAAACAGGAGCACAGCUCUCAGACACAAGCCAACUCCAUCUGUCUGUCUGUCCCUGACAACCCAGAGGAUUGUUCCGUCUGUGCUUUAUCUUUGAAAGAAGGUACACAGACCGUAGGAGAUUCAGCUAACGGUGAAGAAAGUGAAGAGGAUGCUGUGAAGGAAACUGACAAAGAGAAGGAUCGCCUAGAAAAGGACAGUGGACAGAGAAAGAAGAGGAGGACGUGCUUUGGACGGUGUAGAGACCUUUGGAAAGGUAUGAGGAGGAAACUUUGGGGCAUUGUUGAGAGCAAGUACUUCAGCCGGGGCAUUAUGAUCGCCAUUCUCAUCAACACCAUCAGCAUGGGCAUUGAGCAUCACAACCAGCCUGAGGAGCUGACCAAUGUUCUGGAGAUCUGUAACAUCGUCUUCACCAGCAUGUUCACCCUGGAGAUGAUACUUAAGCUCACCGCUUUUGGCUUCUUUGAAUAUCUGAGGAACCCCUACAACAUCUUUGAUGGAAUCAUUGUCAUCAUCAGUGUGUGUGAGAUCAUCGGCCAGGCAGAUGGCGGUCUGUCAGUGCUCAGGACGUUCAGGCUGUUGAGGGUCAUUAAGCUGGUGAGGUUCAUGCCUGCGCUGAGACGGCAGCUUGUGGUGCUGAUGAAGACCAUGGACAACGUGGCCACCUUCUGCAUGCUGCUUAUGCUCUUUAUCUUCAUAUUCAGUAUCCUGGGAAUGCACAUAUUUGGCUGUAAGUUCAGUUUGAAGACUGAGGCAGGAGACACAGUUCCCGACAGAAAGAACUUUGACUCCUUGCUUUGGGCAAUCGUCACAGUCUUUCAGAUUCUCACUCAGGAGGACUGGAACAUGGUUCUGUACAAUGGCAUGGCGUCCACCUCUCCCUUCGCUGCUCUCUACUUUGUGGCCCUCAUGACGUUUGGAAACUAUGUGCUCUUCAACUUACUGGUUGCCAUCCUGGUUGAAGGUUUCCAAGCUGAGGGUGAUGCAAACCGCUCUUACUCGGACGAUGACAGGUCUUCUUGUAAUUUUGACGAGAAUGAUAAGCAGAAGGACUCCCUGCACCUCUCAGACCCAAAGAUUUGUACCCUGACCCCUAAUGGGCACCUGGACCCAUCCAUGUUACCCGCUGGUCUGUUUCCUGGGGAGAAGUUGACCUUUUCGCUUGGCUCCAGGAAGAAUAGCGUUAUUUCUCUCGGCAGGGCUGAUUUGGACAGGAGAGCUGUGUAUCCAGGUAGAGGUUAUCACAACUGGGGCAGACCGCUCCCUCCCCAGCCUCACCCUUUGUGGACCCGCCGUUCCAGCUGGAGCAGCCUCGGAGGCCGACCCUGCUCCUCUUCGUCUCCCACUGCGAGUCCUGGCUACACUCCCACUUCCACCAGGCCUUUCUACGCCUACGGGCUCGGGGGUUUUGGAGGGGUGGUUGGAGGAAGCCUUCGUGUCCGUGGUCCUCGUGCCUCCUCGUCACCUCACCAUCACCUCUUCCAUCACAUCCAGCCAGAUGAGGAGGAGUCUCUUCUAUCUCCUCCAAACUGUCUUCGACUUCCCCAUCCGGAGCUCCAUGGAUGCAUAGCCUCACGGAGGGAUCGCCGAGCUCUUUCCCUGGAGCUACCUCACGUGCUGCAGGUUCCAGUUGAUCCACAUCACCCACUCCACCGCAGGAAGAAGAGCCUUUCUGGGGGACUGGUAAUCAGCAGCAGUGAGGACUUGGAGAGGGUUCACCAGGACUGUAAUGGGAAGACCCCACUGUCACACCUCCCGCUACCUCCAAAACGGCAGCAAACUAGAGGGGAAACCCCAGAGAGCCGCCUGCUUACUGACGUCUUCCCCCAGGUUAACACACGCAGCAAGGACAAGGAGGACCUGGACGAUGACAUUGACUACAGUUUGUGCUUUCGCAUCCAGAAGAUGUUAGAAGUGUACCGACCCGACUGGUGCGAGACAAGAGAGGACUGGUCCAUCUUCCUCUUCUCCCCUCGGAACAAGUUCAGACAGAUGUGUCAGUCCAUCAUCGCCCAUAAGCUCUUUGACUACAUAGUGCUGGUUUUUAUCUUUUCCAACUGCAUCACAGUGGCUCUGGAGAGACCCAAGAUACUACAAGGCAGCUUGGAACGAGUCUUUCUCACCAUCUCCAACUACAUCUUUACUGCCAUAUUUGUGGGCGAGAUGACUCUCAAGGUUGUUUCUAUGGGCUUCUACAUGGGUGAGAAGGCUUAUCUACGGAGCAGCUGGAACGUUCUGGAUGGAUUCCUGGUUUUUGUGUCGCUCAUUGACAUUGUUGUGUCCAUGGCGGGAGGGGCAAAGAUCCUGGGUGUGCUCCGAGUUCUCCGACUGCUCAGAACGCUGCGUCCCCUCAGAGUUAUUAGCAGAGCGCCGGGGCUGAAGCUGGUGGUGGAGACUCUUAUCACUUCCCUGAAACCUAUUGGCAACAUUGUCCUCAUCUGUUGUGCAUUCUUCAUCAUAUUUGGUAUUCUGGGAGUUCAGCUGUUUAAAGGCAAAUUCUUUUACUGUCUUGGCCCUGAUGUCAAAAAUAUCACAAACAAAUCUGAUUGUCUGCAAGUAAACUACAAGUGGGUCCAUCACAAAUACAACUUUGACAACUUGGGGCAGGCUUUGAUGUCCCUGUUCGUACUCGCCUCCAAAGAUGGCUGGGUCAACAUCAUGUACCACGGACUGGAUGCAGUUGGUGUCGACCAACAGCCGAUAACGAACAACAACCCAUGGAUGCUGCUGUAUUUCAUCUCCUUCCUCCUCAUCGUCAGCUUCUUUGUCCUGAACAUGUUUGUCGGCGUGGUCGUGGAAAACUUCCACAAGUGCCGUCAGCAUCAGGAGGUGGAGGAGGCCAAGAGGCGAGAGGAGAAGCGGCAACGGCGUAUGGAGAAGAAGAGGAGGAAGGCUCAGAAGCUGCCUUACUACUCCAGCUAUGGCAACAUGCGUCUGAUGAUCCACACACUCUGCACAAACCAUUACUUGGACCUCAUCAUCACUUUCAUCAUCUGCAUCAACGUGAUCACAAUGUCCCUGGAGCACUACAAUCAGCCUCGGUCUUUGGAUCUCGCCCUCAAGUACUGCAACUAUUUCUUCACCUCAAUGUUCGUGCUGGAAGCGGUGCUGAAGCUCAUCGCGUUUGGAUUCCGACGCUUCUUCAAAGACAGGUGGAACCAGCUGGACCUGGCCAUUGUUCUGCUGUCAGUGAUGGGCAUCACCCUGGAGGAGAUUGAGAUCAGCGCUGCCCUGCCCAUCAACCCCACCAUCAUCAGGAUCAUGAGAGUUCUGAGGAUAGCACGAGUGCUGAAGCUACUGAAGAUGGCAACAGGAAUGAGAGCCUUACUGGAUACAGUUGUCCAAGCCCUGCCUCAGGUGGGUAACCUGGGCCUGCUCUUCAUGCUACUGUUUUUCAUCUACGCCGCCUUAGGAGUAGAGCUUUUUGGAGAACUUGUUUGCAAUGAAGACUACCCAUGUGAAGGUAUGAGUCGUCACGCUACCUUUGAAAACUUUGGCAUGGCCUUCCUUACCUUGUUUCAAGUCUCCACGGGCGACAACUGGAAUGGCAUCAUGAAGGACACAUUGCGGGAGUGCCCACCUGACCAUAACACUGAUGUGGACUAUGCCUGCAAUCCGAGCCUUCAGUUUAUCUCGCCCAUGUACUUUGUCUCCUUUGUGCUCACCGCCCAGUUUGUGCUCAUCAAUGUGGUGGUGGCCGUGCUGAUGAAGCACCUGGACGACUCCAACAAGGAGGCCCAAGAGGAGGCGGAGAUGGAUGCAGAAAUUGAGCUGGAGCUGGCCCAGGGCACCCUCUGUUGCAUGGGCGCCCCCGGUUGUGGGGGUGGGGGGGUGGACAAUGGACUAAUCACUGUUGGAACGGCGCCUGGAGGUGUGGCCAGGAGAAAAGAGAGAGGAGGUCCCAGAGGAGAGAUGGGAGAAGAAGUAAGGAGGCUGCAACACGUAGUCACCACUGCACACAGGGGACCAUACAACCCCUGUGACUCCAACAGGUCGUCGUACUCUCCAGCACAAGAAAGCCAGUGGUUGGACAGCGUAUCUCUCCUUAUCAAGGACACUUUAGAGGGGGAGAUGCUGAUGAUCGACAACCUCUCCGGCUCUGUCUUCCACCACUACUCCUCUCCUCCACCUGUCUGCAAAGACUGCAAAGGGAAGCCCCUAGAGCAGAUCAGAAUGGCAGAGAUUGAGCAGGCGUCGCUGAAGUCGGAGCAACUCUCAGACAAGUCCUCCUCACCCGCUUUGCCAGAUGACCUCAGCCUGGAUGAACAUUCGAUCUAUCAGCUGCUGGCCCAGGAGGGCAAGGGAAGAUGCAGCAGUGACUCUCGCAGCUCUGAAGAGGCUGAUGGUGAAGCGGGUCACGGUGGAAUUCAUCAGAUUCAAAGCGUGGUACAGAACCAGCCGCAGGGGACGAGCCUACAGAACAAAUCCUAUGGCACUGGUACUGACACGGAGACUGUUCUACAAGAAAUGGAAAUGCAAACAUACAAACGGCAGAUGUGCUCACCCCAGAGCAGCCCUGAAGGUGGUGUUUCCAGCAUUAACAACAAGGAAAGCCGCAAAGAAGAUGGAGGAGGAGCCGUAGCAAGUGGUAUUUCUACCCUCUUCCAUCUGCCUGCAGAGUUCUUUCACUCUUCAGGUGCAAACGUCCCUACACCUGCCCGCAGCAGGAGUCUACGUCUGUCAAGAGGCCUUAGGCUGACCUCCCCAUACUCGUGGGCCUCCUUCCGCUCCCAUGUAGCUCAUAAGAAGAUGCUCUGUGCACAAUUCCCGUCCCACAGUGAUUCAUCCCUUGCCACUGGUAGCUCUGAGGGUAGCCUUCAGACCACCCUGGAAGAAGGACUGAGCUUUAGUGUCUCACCACCACAGAACCUGGAGUUGCCAACAGCUUCUUUGUCAACCAAACAGCCUAACUCACAGCCUGAAGAAGAAAUUAUAAUUUCCUCUUCAGGUCAGACCAUGAAGCCAAGGCCAAACUCCCAGUCUACUGUAACCCUUCUGGCCACCAGGGGUCACCAACGGAGCCAGAGCAGCGGGCGUGGCAGUACAAGCCCUGGGUACACCCGUGACGACUCCAUCGACCCCUCAGAUGAAGACUUGGGCAUAGGCAUUGGAUCGUCUAUCGGUGGUUGUGGCUCCAGCCAGGCGGGUAACAGUGAACACUUGUCAGAGGCACUGAGCAGCUUGUCACUGACAUCCCUGCUGUCACCCAGCUCUCUUGUGUGCCUUGGAGGGCCAGUAAAGAAGUGCAAUAGUACAGGUAGCCUUGACAAAGGAGGAAUGCUGCUGUCUGCACGGGUCAGGGAGGGCCACAGAGAAAUAAUUGGCCUGGAGCUUAUGGACCCCCAAGGCUUCUUGGCCAACCCUUGGACAGGAGUAAUAGUUGAUACCAGAAGAGGAGGAAGAAGAGGGGAGAUAGAGGAUGGAGAUCAUGGUUUGAAAGGAAAGAGCUCAAGCCAAACAACAAUAGGGUCUUGUCGAAAAAAUAGAUGAAACCUACUGUUUUCUCUUUCUACUUUACUUUCUUGGAACUAAACCCAUUGCUGUUCCUCGACCCUCUCUGCUCCAUCAGUGAGAGAGAGGUUUAUUGACACAAUGCUCUGUUUUCCAAAACCAAGCCCUCAUCUUGCCCUCUUUAUUUACAUUUCUCACAAGUCCUGUUUGUGCUCUCUAGGGGAAUUGACUUGAUGAUGGUUAUGGUGGCCUACCUACUUAAGGCCGACGAGCAGAAGAGAGACCUUUCUACCUUCUAGUUUUGAAAGACCCCCAAAAGGUCCUUUUCAAACUGGAAAACCAGGAGGUUAGGUCCAAUCAGGAAGUCAGGAGAAGUAGAUACAAUAAGCUUGAAGGAGCUGAAGUUGAGUGUGACUGAAAACAUAAAAAACAGAAGAACAGAAAGUCACACUGUUCACAAUUGUCGUGAGGGAUUUCUGAAAGGUAAUGCAUGAAGGUAAGCUAGAAGGAAAUGUGGCUGUUUUUCUUUGGAAAGGCAGAAAGUAGAUCUAAUGUCCAUCUGUUCUGGCAGACAGAAACAACAGUUUCCUUAAGCUCUUGCAAAGACCUUCUGUUGAGGUUGAAGCAUUAUUUCAGGUGGGGGAGAGUUCAAGAAUGUAAGUUCAUAGUCAUUGUGUGAGAGCACAGCCUCAGGUAUCACAGGCAUGAAUUAAAUCAUUUUCAUCACUGCAUCAUACCUCAGUGUUUUUGAAAGAGAAGAGAGGUCUCAGCGCUGGAGGUCUGUCAACUUCUUUGGUAGCGGAAAAUGAAAAGAAAUUGCAAGACAGAGGAGGUAUAACCGUGCAUGGAGUGAGUCGUGAAAUUGCUUAUUUUUUUCUUUCUCCAUCAUCUCUAACUCGCGAACGCAGAGAAAUUAGUGUGAAGAAGAGGGACAGUGAAUAGAGUUUAAUACAUUUGACCCGAAGGUAAGGCUGUGUGUGCAUGGGGCAACUAUUUUUGUGCACUGAAAUUUGACUCACAGCCGGUGAGACCUCAAGCACACUUCUUUUUUUACUGCACUUCCGAUCACCAUCUUUAUGGAUUUUAAAUGAACGGACAAAACCAAGUGUUGCAAGAGAGCUUGACUGCAUGAUGGGAUUGCAUUUAACCAAGAUUUUUAAUCUAUAUACAGAUGUGUAACAAGAUGUCAAUGUUGGGUGAUAAACCACGUGAUUCCUAUUCCAACUAUUUUUGUAGAAAAGAGAAUAGGCACAUGCAAUUGUUGCAUUAGUUUGUCCUGAUUUAUUUAACCCAUGCAGUGUCUUCGACUUGUGGUCUAGGGACUUUUUGUCUGCAAAUGGCUUCCAGUUUUAUAACAUUUUUUAAGGCAAAGACGUUGUAUAAAACAACAAAGCAAAAAAAAUUCAAAGAGACAUGUGCACUGGGUGAUUGUUCCCUGUGGUACAUUCUCUAUGGGAACACUUGGACUUUCUUUUUGUUUGUUUGCUUGUUUUCUAGCUGUUGAGUCUGUGGACAACCAGAGAUGGGGACAGCCAUAUUCACUCAGCACUUGCUCACAGGCAUUCCUGCACACAGGGAACUUUAUUUGCUCGUAGCCUUGUCACUGAAAACAAUGAGCAACGUAAAUCAUCACAAUGAAAGCUUUAGAUCACAACAUAUCGAUCAUGGGCACCUUAGUGUUCCUUAAGCAUGGUUCUGGGAUUGCAAUACGGUAUGGUUAAUCUAAAAAUGAUACCUUGAUGCACACAUCAAUUCUCCAUUCUCUUCACACACACACAAGAUGUCGUAGCAACUGAUUCAUAUUUCAUUAUUUCAAAAUUAACAUUUAUAAAAGCUUUGCAACAUUUAAGGGCCCCUUCAUGUUGGAUUAGGACCCCGCUACCCUCCUCGCGACCUGUAUGACUUGUUAAAAUGUGAAUGAAUAGUAGCAGUUUUUUUAAGGCUUGGAACACUCGUUUAUUCAAUGAAUUUGCAGUGGUCUUUAGUACGAAUGCCUUGUAAGUCAUCCAGGGGGGGUUGUGCCAUUUUCAGGAAGUAGAGGUGAGCCACAUUAUAGUUGAGCUUCAGAUGGCAGGAUUUGGAACCUUAUUUUGUGUAUGUUUUAUCUCCACAAAUACCGCAAGCCUGGAGGAGCUCUGCUGUGUGGUGGAGUUGCUAAUGCCAAUGGUUAGUUUCUAUGAGCCGAGAUGUUCUCUUUACUGGUUUCUUUCCUAAACCAACAACAGCCUUACCGGUUGCAAUCCAGACUGGGUGAGUCUGUGAAUGUUAAGUGAUAGCGUGACAUCAAUUUGUCGAAUCCUAGCAUUUCACCGUCUAUUUUCUAUCAGAAGCUAAUGCAGCAGGUAGGUGUAGGAGACUAUUUUCAUGUUCGGCCUGCAACUCAGAGUGACCAAUUAUAAUCAGACAAAAUAAUCAAAAAACAAUUUUUCAGUGUCCCACAUCUUUAAAAAGCCUCCUUCAGUGUGAAAACAAUCAUGACACAGCUUGUUAGCACACACAGUCUUAGCUUCCUAUUUCUGCUUCCUUGGAAUGCUGUAUUGAGCCCUCCCCAUUCUCUAUAUGUCAGCAGUACAACAACAAUCAUGCCACGUUUUGUACCAUAUCAGGAUGCAGCUAUGUACUAGUACAGUGGUCCCAAAACUUUUCAACUUUCAAACUCUGGGAACCAAUGGACUAGACGAUCAUACCACAAUAAUGGCUCUGAUGAUGUGAUUGGGUGUAGCCUUGACAGGACUGAUUUAAACUUUCUACGACCAAAAAAAAUGCCAAUGGAUGGGUCUUGUGUCAUGGAAACCUUCAUUCUCCACCAAGGAUCCUUAGACACUGUUGCUACCAUAAUAAACAACUACAACCUUGAUACCAAUGAUUUGUGCAUGCUAAACGCCAAUGUGGACCCAUCAAACUUCAUGUAAUGGGAGCCCACUGUAUUCCUAAUAUGAAACUGAAGAUCCAUGACCCUGCGAACAUUGUCCAAAUCCCGGAUGAGUAUUUAUGCCUUAUCAAGUUUUUCCUCUUGUGUGAAGGGGCCAUAAAGAAAAUAGUUUUGUUGCAGCAUUGAAAGAAUUACUCCAUCCAAAAGAGUGCUCAUUGUAAAGUUUGACUUUUAGAUUUUUGACCAUUGUCUUAGUUUUAAACUUUUGCUUCAAUAUGAAAUGAUAUGAGAAAGUUUUAGGGGUUGACCUCUUUUAUCAUGCAAAAUCACUUUGAUGACUAUGUUUGAUCACCUGGUGUUUAAUAUUUGUGUGUGUGUGUGUGUGUGUGUGUGUGUGUGUGUGUGUGUGUGUGUGUGUGUGUGUGUGUGUGUGCGCUAGUAGCUUCAGGUGAAGUGAUUGCCUUUUCCUGAAGUGUCUUGUUUGUCAACGAGGUUUCCUGAUGUUUUAAGGUUAAAGAUGAAAACAUUAAGCAACCAAGGGCUGUUUAGCUUCAAAGAUAUAUCAACCAAUCUUUCUGAGACAAAUCCUUGUGUCAAUGAAUAUGGCAUCAAAGGUUAAACCUGACUACUCAGCAAUAAAUGUUCUAUGUGCAUGCCCUGAGAAA
Messenger RNA from Nothobranchius furzeri (turquoise killifish), 11502 nucleotides. RefSeq names its product calcium voltage-gated channel subunit alpha1 Ia (gene cacna1ia). Gene Ontology annotation, cellular component: voltage-gated sodium channel complex; neuron projection; plasma membrane. Lineage: Eukaryota; Metazoa; Chordata; Actinopteri; Cyprinodontiformes; Nothobranchiidae. The record is from RefSeq and is a predicted model, not a curated record. Gene Ontology annotation, biological process: calcium ion transmembrane transport; membrane depolarization during action potential; calcium ion import. Gene Ontology annotation, molecular function: low voltage-gated calcium channel activity; voltage-gated sodium channel activity.